Molecule: messenger RNA, 2139 nt
Organism: Haliotis rubra (blacklip abalone)
Lineage: Eukaryota; Metazoa; Mollusca; Gastropoda; Lepetellida; Haliotidae
Product: ankyrin-3-like
Exons: 8
Coding region: 114-1808 (564 amino acids)
Molecular function (GO): protein binding
Source: RefSeq, a predicted model, not a curated record
UUGCCAUAUCUGCAUUCAUUAUACCACAUCUGACCGAGUCAACCACUCCGGCAUUCUUGUCACGUCUACCUCAGGUUGUCUCCCCUGAUUCACAAUACAGAAAGUAGGAAUCCAUGGCAGAUCGGGUGUUCACGACAUGUCAAUACGAGGCAGAGCCAGUGAAGACUUCAGAGAUGCUAAAGUAUUUCCUGCUUGUAAUAAUAAUUACAAUCGAAGUAAAGAGUGAGGAGUGCCCCUUGGGUACAUAUGGUGAAACCUGUGACAAAAACUGUAGCACUAACUGUGCCCCCUCUGCUGACAAGAAAGUCCACUGUCACAAACUGACUGGGAAAUGUUCAGAAGGAUGUAACAGAGGCUGGCAUAGGGACCAGUGUAAUCUGGGGUGUAGCAGGAACUGCCUCAACAAUGUCUGUCAAGUACAAACUGGAACUUGCAUAAAAUGUAAAGCGAACUAUUCAGGGGAUUAUUGUGAGACAGACAAAGAAAGUGGUCCAAAAGAAUGGGAAAACCAGUCGGCACAAGAGGUUGCCUCACCACCACUGGCUGCAAUACUUGUUCCGGUGGUCGUCAUGCUGAUCGUCAGCAUCGGCAUCAACAUCGCUCUAAUUGUGUACAAAAUAAGAUCGAAGGGGCUUAAAAAAAGAAUGAAACAGCACUUGGACGAUGAGGGACAACGCCUUACCUCUUCGGAAUACAACAAUUCAGCUGCAAUGGUCAGCCCCCUCCAGCACCAGGACACUGGCCUCCAUGACGCCUGCAAGGAAGGGAACCUACAGCGAGUCAGAGGAAUCCUGGAUCAGAGUAUAGCGGACAUUGACAAGAAAGGGAAAGACGGCAUGACACCGGUGAUGUGGGCAGCAAGAAGGGGACACAGAGAUAUCCUAGACCUGCUUGUGAAGAAAGAUGCUAACCUGACACUUGUGGAUAUUGUCAGUAACAACAUCCUUCACUGGGCCUGUCGUGGAGGGAAUGUGUCAAUGGUGAAACACAUCAUCUCAAUGAAAACAGUGGACAUCAAAAGUAAAGGGCGGGAUGGGAGAACCCCAUUGAUGUACGCUGCUCGCAAGGGAGAAUAUAAAAUAUUUCAGUUACUUGUGAGUAAAGGGGGUCUACCGUCACAAGAAGACCAUGAUGGAAACAACAUCCUUCAACUCGCCUGUUGGGGUGGAAGUGUGAAGAUGGUGGAGUACAUCCUCAAACAUAAAAGAGUAGACAUCAAUGGUCGGGGACAAUCCGGGAGGACUCCAUUGAUGGCGGCAGCAUACCAAGGACAUGGAAAGAUACUUGACUUGCUUGAGAGAAGAGGAGCUGAUCUAAAUGCAGCUGAUUAUGCUGGAAACAACGCCCUCCAUUCAGCCUGUCUGGGAGGACAUGUGGAUAUUGUGAGGCGUGUCCUCGAGUUGGACAAGGUGGACAUAAACAGUCGCGGUCAGUGUGGUAGGACACCGCUGAUGAUGGCAGCUAGGAUGGGGGAUAGAGAAAUAUUUGAAUUACUUGUGGAAGGAGGAGCUGAUGCAACACCAGUGGAUGAUGACAGUAACAACAUCCUUCAUCUUGCCUCUAAGGGAGGGAAUCUUGAUAUAGUGAACUAUGUCCUCUCUCUGGAGAAUGUGGACAUCAACGCCAGGAACAAGCAUGAUGAAACACCGACCAUGAUGGCGACAAGGGGUGGUGAGGUGUGCGAUCUGCUGGUAACACGUGAUGGUCUCAUUGAUUUAUCGCCUAUCAUGGACGGGAGAUUCACAACGAGGAGAGUUCUAUGGAUAUCCGAAAUCUGUAAUACUAAUAUGAGCGACGUUUCGGUGUAGCUGCUAACACCGUUAUUAAGCAAGUGAUGUACAAUACUGGAGGCAAGGCUAUAUAUACAUAGUAAAGUUGGACAGUGAAUGGUGUUUACGGAAUUAAUGAGGUUGAGGUUCAGUUGACGUAAAGGCCAAAGUAGCUGUGAUGUACCAAUUGUAGAUGUCCAUGAGCUGGAGGGUCAUACUCUGGACCAUCAGCUGACGGUAGGAUGUAACACUUGAAGAUGUCCAGGAGCUGGAGGGUCGUACUCUGGAUCAUCAGCUGACGUUAGGAUGUAACACUUGUAGAUGUCCAGGAGCUGGAGGGUCAUACUCUGGGCCAUCAGCUGAUGGUAGG